This is a messenger RNA of Sphaeramia orbicularis (orbiculate cardinalfish), 2029 nucleotides long. RefSeq names its product vasopressin V2 receptor-like. The transcript has 2 exons. Gene Ontology annotation, cellular component: plasma membrane. The record is from RefSeq and is a predicted model, not a curated record. The coding region runs from base 261 to 1310 and encodes 349 amino acids. Gene Ontology annotation, molecular function: vasopressin receptor activity; peptide binding. NCBI's taxonomy places the organism in Eukaryota, Metazoa, Chordata, Actinopteri, Kurtiformes, Apogonidae. Gene Ontology annotation, biological process: regulation of systemic arterial blood pressure by vasopressin; cellular response to hormone stimulus; positive regulation of vasoconstriction.
CUAAACCUGACUAACUUCCAUUCCCCCUUGGACAAUAUUUGUUUUUAUAUGUACAUAAAUGUUUAUUUAAAGGUAGGGAAAUAUAUUUUGUUUAGGCCUACUUUGUUUUUUUUCCCUGAUUGAUAGUGGGUUUCUAGGUCAUCAGUAAGUCUGAUACUUAACAAAGGAACUGUGUAAGUUUUAAGAAUAUUUUAAAAAUAAUUGUACAAUAAAUUAUCUUAUUUUCUAGCACUGCCGUUGGAAGUUAAAAGCCCUGAGCAAUGCUCCCUCUCAAUAACAGUGGCUUUAUGGAUGUGGAGGACGUGGCGAGAGAUGAGAGUCUGGCCAAAGUGGAAAUCGCGCUGCUUGGAGUUAUCUUCAUCAGCGCUGCCAUCCUCAACACCGCCCUGCUGUGCGUCCUCUGGAGACAGCGCAAACAGAUGACCAGGAUGCGCGUCUUCGUCUUCCACCUGUGUGUGGCGGAUCUGGUGGUCGCCUUCUUUCAGGUGUGCCCGCAGUUCAUGUGGGACAUCACAGACAGGUUCAUAGGACCAGACCUGGUCUGCCGCCUGGUGAAAUACUUGCAGGUUCUGGGCAUGUUUUCUUCGACUUACAUGAUCGUGGUGAUGACAGUUGAUCGUUACCAAGCUGUAUGCAACCCGAUGGUGAAGUUCCAACGGACGCGCACACGACUCAACAUCCCCGUGUGCAUCGCAUGGGGUGUUUCUUUGCUGGGAAGUCUGCCACAGGUUUUUAUUUUCUCACAGGUAGAAGUUGCACCAGGUGUGUUUGACUGUUGGGCGACAUUUGUCCAGCCCUGGGGACUGCAGACCUACAUCACCUGGACCACACUGGUCAUUUUCGUUUGUCCUGUAAUCACUGUUGUCAUUUGCCAAGUGCGCAUCUGUCGAGCCAUCCAGAUCAACUUGUACCAAAAGGCGCAGCAGCAGGGCGCGUCUACCCCUCUCCCAUCAAGAGCCAGCGGUAUGGCUGGCAUGUCCAAGGCCAGGGUGAAGACGCUGAAGAUGACGGUGGUCAUAGUCCUGGCUUAUAUCAUCUGCUGGGCGCCCUUCUUCACGGUCCAACUGUGGUCCGCCUGGGACUCAAAUGCGCCAAAAGAAACUGCGACAUUCACCAUCCUGAUGCUGCUGGCCAGUCUGAACAGCUGCGCAAACCCCUGCAUUUACCUGGCGUUCAGCGGCCAGUUCCCCAAAAGACUGGUGUCAUUCCUGUGCCAACGACAUUCCGACGGUAAAGAUUCAGGGCAGGAAGAGCUGACACUGGUCAGCACCUUGUACAUGAGCUUCAAAAAUGCAUCCGUGUCUAAAUGAGGACCACGCAUGAGUGUGGGAACUUGAAGAACCCGUGAGAAAAAGCAGUCGGUGCAUCUGAGCCUUGUCUGAUUUGGACAACUGUGAAUCUGAACAGAAAAUACGAAGAGAUAAAACAUGUCCAACAGUGUCUGUGACAUAUUGAACAUGUUCCAUCUGAUCGAAGGAGUCCCACACAUGUCAAUGAUACUCCAGAUGUUGGACGUAAACGGAUGACAGGUUGUAGAUGGGUUAUAUCAUCACAUUGUGACCCUAUGUCUUGAUGGCAGAUAGAGUAAAAUACCCCUCGUUAUUGCUUAAUAAUAAUUAAUAAUAAUAAUUGCUGGGUGUGACCUUCAGGAACACUAGAAGCUUAUGGGUCAGAUCCAGUGGUGGAAUUUAAGCUACAGUUUACGUGCAGAAAACAACCUCAGAAAUCAAAUGUACUGAUAUUUAAUGGUGGCAGAGCUGGUGAGUGAAAUAGUAACUGCUUUACUGCAGGAUAAUAACUCAUAAUGCAGUCCUGUCUGUUAUGCUCUGAUGUGAGAUAUUUCUAAAAGAACUGUAUGGAUACAUAUAUGGAAAUAUCAGGACACAACUAUGAAAUGCAAAUAUAUUUGCCUUCAGAAAGUCUUUACAAAUAUGAUUGAAUGUCAAGUUUGUGAAAUUUCUGUGACUUCUGUAAAUAUUCUGUGAUGUUGUUUUACUUUGAUGAACUGCAUUUGUAAAAUAUUGUCAUA